Molecule: messenger RNA, 1206 nt
Organism: Pogonomyrmex barbatus (red harvester ant)
Lineage: Eukaryota; Metazoa; Arthropoda; Insecta; Hymenoptera; Formicidae
Product: odorant receptor Or2-like
Biological process (GO): sensory perception of smell; detection of chemical stimulus involved in sensory perception of smell
Cellular component (GO): plasma membrane
Molecular function (GO): olfactory receptor activity; odorant binding
Source: RefSeq, a predicted model, not a curated record
GAUUUAGAAUGGGCAAUCGGUCUGAACCGCUCAAUGUUGAAAAUUAUCGGUUUAUGGCCGCAAGAGAGUAAAAAUCAACGUGAAGAGUUAUUAUCUAAAUUUCGAUUGUUAUUUAACGUCAUUACGCUGACAUUCGUACUGACAAUACCGGCUUUAGUAUCACUGAUAAGAGUAUGGGGUGACAUGAUACUAAUGAUAGAUAAUUUGCAAUACACUUUGCCAUGUUUAAUAACGAUAAUGAAAAUUUUUAUUAUGUGGUACAACAAAGAAGCUUUAUCGUCGUUAAUCAAAAUGGUUGUAAAAGACUGGACAAAGAUGAAAAUGAAAGAAGAGCGAAGAGUCAUGUUAAAGCAAGCUAAGAUCACUCGCUUGCUCACUAUAUGCGGAUUAUCCCUGAUAGUUCUUCUAAUACUGCUCACUUUUGGUUCUAUGCUUUCUGGACUGACGUUCAGACACGUAACAAAUUUUACUGACCCUGGAAAGCCCUUGGCAAUUCAAGCCUACUAUCUGCACGAUGUAUCCAGCAGUCCGAAAUAUGAGCUAACGUAUCUGGUACAAACAAUCUCGUUAACCACAUCUAGUCUCUCUUUCACUGCAGUCGACAACUUCCUUGGAUUACUAAUUCUUCACAUAUGCGGUCAGAUGGAAAAUCUACAGCUGAGAUUAUUGAAUCUAGGAAAAAAUCCGAAUUUUAAAGCAGUUUUAAAGUCCAAUGUGGUAGACCACAUUCGAUUAAUCAGAUCUAUAAAAAUCAUCGAUAACAUAUUCGAUUUAAUGCUGCUCGGUCUGUUAUUAUUCUUUGGUAUAUUUUUCUGUCUGCAUGGAUUUCUUAUAAUUAAUGUUAUUAAUGGAACAGGACAAUUGUCGUAUAUACAACUGAUAUGGUAUUUCUCUGCACAUAUAUGUCUUCUGUUGCACAUGUGUCUUUAUUGUGUAAUCGGCGAAUUUCUUGUGACUCAAUCUGAAGGUAUCCAUCGCGCCACGUAUGAAUAUGUAUGGUACACUCUGGAGCCGGAAGCAGCAAGAAACUUGAUGUUAAUCAUGCUUCAUGCAAAAAAACCACUCAAUAUCACUGCGGGAAAAACAUUUCCGAUGACAAUGGCCACAUUUUGCAAUGUGCGUUGUAUGAAAUAAGUGAAAUAUACAAUCUUAUCUUUAUCUUUUGUAUAUGUAUGUGCGUUAAAAAGUGUGUGUAUGUAUUUGUGC